Sciurus carolinensis (gray squirrel) is the source of this 1238-nucleotide messenger RNA. It is a transcript of the gene Tspo, whose product is annotated as translocator protein. Gene Ontology annotation, molecular function: cholesterol binding. The coding region runs from base 517 to 1023 and encodes 168 amino acids. NCBI's taxonomy places the organism in Eukaryota, Metazoa, Chordata, Mammalia, Rodentia, Sciuridae. Gene Ontology annotation, cellular component: endoplasmic reticulum; membrane. The transcript has 5 exons. The record is from RefSeq and is a predicted model, not a curated record.
GGGGCGGCGGGCGGGGUCCUGCGCCUGCGACCCAGUGGCCGGCGCCCGCCCGCGAGCUGUGAGGGAAACCGAGGCGGGCGGGCGCCGGGCGGGGGCGCCGCCUCUCCGGAGGGUCCGUGGGGACCCUCGGCGGAGCAGCAGGACAAGCUGCACGGCCCGGAGGGGCGCGAGCCGCAGGAGCGCUGGACUCGGGACCCGAGGUCCGCGGUCUGGUUCCCGGCGCCGCCUCUGCGCGUCCUGCCUGCGCGCACGGUGCCUGCACAGUCCCCGGCCCACCGGAAACCCGGCGGCGGGCCCUGCGGGCGGUGCUGCUGUCUAAACCAGCAAAUCACCCAGAGGUGUGGUGACGCGGCCCUCCUGGUCACAACGAUUCCCGCCUGCACCCUGCCUGCCCAUCCUGACCAGCUCUGCUCAUUGUUCUUCCUCGCGUCUCUUGCAGUUGCUGACCCUGCCCCGUCUGACUCUGCCCUUUUGAGGGUGCCUGAGCUUUCUGGAAUAGCAGCAGCCGCAGCAGCCAUGGCUCCGCCCUGGGUGCCCGCCGUGGGCUUCACACUGGCGCCCAGCCUGGGGUGCUUUGCAGGCUCCUACUUUGUGCGCGGGGAGAGCAUCCGCUGGCACGCCAGCCUGCAGAAGCCCUCCUGGCACCCGCCCCGCUGGGUGCUGGUUUCCGCCUGGGGUGCACUCUACUCAGCCAUGGGGUACGGCUCCUACAUGGUCUGGAAAGAGCUGGGAGGCUUCACGGAGGAGGCUGUGGUCCCCCUGGGCCUCUACGCUGGGCAGCUGGCCCUGAACUGGUCAUGGCCCCCCAUCUUCUUUGGUGCUCGACAAAUGGGUUGGGCCCUGGUGGACCUCCUGCUGGUCAGUGGGGUGGCAACGGCCACGACCAUGGCCUGGCACCGCGUGAGCCCGCCCGCUGCCCGCCUGCUGUACCCCUACCUGGCCUGGCUGGCCUUUGCAACCACACUCAACUACUGCUUGUGGCGGGACAACCAGGGCCGGCGUGGCGGGCGGCUCGAGGAGUGAGAGCCCGGCCUGCUGAGACGACCGACGGGCGGCCACCAGGGGCUGUGGGUGUGGCCGCCACGCUUUCGUGGCCAACUGGUCUGUCUGGGCCUUGGCCUAAGGUCCCCAGCAGCUCCAGGGGUGCGGGCCUGGGGAAGUGUCCGGCUUUCUGCACCGCUCGGAGCGUGACCUCGGGGCACAGGGUUUGAUGACCAAAUAAAGCCUCCGACCUCCCA